UCUGCAGGUGAUGUCAUCGUCUACAUCAACGACGUGUGCGUCCUGGGCACCACCCACGCCGACGUGGUUAAGCUCUUCCAGUCCGUGCCCAUCGGCCAAAGCGUGACGCUCGUCUUGUGUCGCGGUUAUCCUCUGCCCUACGACCCAGAGGAAGCUGCCAACACCAACAACAACACCACCACCACCAUCAUCUCCCCGCUGGGCAUCAUGGAGCAGCGGCCCAUCAUGGUGAACGGCAGGACGGGCUACGACAACUACCUGGAAUAUCUCUCCCGCACGGCUCGCUUCGUCACGGACCCCAGUCAGGAUCAGGUCAACGCCCAGCAGCUCCUCCCGCCUCAUCCAGGCGACACCCACUUGGACGGCUCCCUCCCCCCCACCACUGGCACCACGCCUCCCGACAGCAUCUCCAUGGCGUCGUCGGGGGCGACCCAGGGGGAGCUGCUGACCCUGACCAUGGUGAAGGGAGUGGACGGCUUUGGCUUCACUAUAGCCGACAGCGCCACGGGCCAGCGCGUUAAACAGGUGCUGGAGCCUCAGGGCUGCCCCGGCCUGUGCGAGGCGGAUCUGAUCGUGGAGAUUAACAAGCAGCCGGUUCAGGGAUUCACACACACGCAGGUGGUGGAGCUGCUCAAGGAGUGUGCCAUCGGAUCGGAGACCAGCCUGGUGGUGCAGAGAGGGGGAACAGGUCACUAUUCACCCUGGAAGACCCCUAAGCAGGUGCUGGAGCAGUGGGAGUCCCAGCAGGGCCAGAGCAGCCCCGCUCAGACCAGCUUGUCGGCCCCCGUUAUCCCCCACAGCGCCCCCUUCCCAACACACCAUCUUCACAGGGCCUCGGUCCCAGACUCAGCCUCCGAGGCCUUGGCCCUGGCUAAACCAGACCCCUAUGACCUUUAUGAGAAGUCCAGGUCUAUCUUUGAGAGUAGGCAACCCGGCCAACCGAGGACUGCUUUCCCUGUAGACUUGACAGGAGCGGAGUACCAGGACAUCGAGGUCCACCUGCGCAGACAGAAAUCUGGGUUUGGGUUCCGGGUGCUUGGCGGAGAUGAGGCCGGGCAGCCUAUCUUGAUCGGGGCGAUCAUCGAGAAGAGUCCGGCAGAUCUAGACGGGCGCUUACGGCCUGGUGAUGAGCUGCUGUUCGUGGACGGGAUCCCGGUGGUGGGGAAACCUCACAGAUACGUCAUUGACCUGAUGCACGGGGCGGCACGAAACGGUCAGGUCAGCCUGGUCAUCAGGAGGAGAGUACAGGCGGCAGGUGAGCCCUGCCCGGAGAACGGCCGCAGCCCGGGCUCGGUCUCCACGCAGCACAGCUCCCCUCGCAGCGACUUCACGUACGGCAACAGCACCUGCACCAACCCGGCGCCCAACACCUGCACGGGCAACGUGGCAUCUUCAGACGGGACGUCGACUCCCAACGCCCAACCCAGUGACGUCAUCAUCAACAGAAAGGAGAGCGAGGGCUUCGGCUUCGUCAUCAUCAGCUCGCUCAACCGGCCCGAGGCGGCCGCCGCUAACACUGUGCCCCACAAAAUCGGCCGCAUCAUCGAGGGAAGCCCGGCCGACCGCUGCGGGAAGCUGAAGGUGGGAGACAGGAUACUGGCGGUGAACAGCCAGUCCAUCGUCAACAUGCCCCACGCCGACAUCGUCAAGCUGAUCAAGGAUGCAGGCCUCAGCGUCACCCUGAGGAUCAUA
Messenger RNA from Paralichthys olivaceus (Japanese flounder), 1692 nucleotides. Lineage: Eukaryota; Metazoa; Chordata; Actinopteri; Pleuronectiformes; Paralichthyidae. The record is from RefSeq and is a predicted model, not a curated record.